GAGAUGGCAUUGCUUAGCAACAUACUGGCAGCCUACACCUUCAUCACAGACCGACCCGAGAGGACGGCGCUGGUGUUUCUGGGUGGCGUGUCUGUCGGUCUCCUUGUCACCCUCUGUGCCGUCGUCUUCCAGAUACACUGCCGCGCCGAUUGUCACUACGGCAACAGUAAACACCCUCGUCAUCACCACCGUCACCGGCGUCACCACCACCACCAUCAUCACGUCUGUCGGCACCAUCAGCGGCACAUCGAGGCCAACCCCGACGACACGGCCGACGCCGAAUCCGAGGAUUGGGACGAGAACGCGGACAUGUCAUCGCGGAGACGCAGGCGCUUUGAGAGGGCAUUGCUUCAUGCCGGCAUGUUUACAUCAGCUGAGGAACUGGAUCGGGCCCAGCGGCUAGAGGAGCGGGAAAGGAUCCUGAGAGAGAUCUGGAUGAAUGGACAGCCAGACAUCAGCACAGUCACACAGAGCCUCAACAGAUAUUACUGA
This is a messenger RNA of Nerophis lumbriciformis (worm pipefish), 492 nucleotides long. The record is from RefSeq and is a predicted model, not a curated record. NCBI's taxonomy places the organism in Eukaryota, Metazoa, Chordata, Actinopteri, Syngnathiformes, Syngnathidae.